Molecule: messenger RNA, 1964 nt
Organism: Mollisia scopiformis
Lineage: Eukaryota; Fungi; Ascomycota; Leotiomycetes; Helotiales; Mollisiaceae
Exons: 5
Coding region: 116-1870 (584 amino acids)
Source: RefSeq, a predicted model, not a curated record
UGUACCCCGAGACUCAUAUGUAGCCUGGUCCCAGAGGGACAUGUUUGUACAUUAUCUACCAACACACAGUCUGUCGUUUUCUGCAUCGUGAUAUCUUGGUUAUUAUUCCUUCAUUAUGUUGCUGCGAAGUAGUCUUGGGAAGUUCGUAUUUCUGAUCAGCGGAGCAUCAUGCGCCAGACAGCAUUUCCCUCGAGCUACUCUAGGAAGUCUGAAUGCAACAACCACAAGCGAUUUGUAUCCAAUUAUGCCAACAUGCUGCUACUUAGACUCUUUUGGCGUAGGUCUCGUUUUGUGGUGGACAAGCAGUGUCGAGGUCACAGUAGCGACAAUAUCCACCAUCGUAUAUCAAUAUGACAACACAGCAGUGACGAGCUAUAAAACAAUCAAGGCCAACAAUACACAGUCACUUCCAACUGGGGUGUUCAACAACUUUGGAACCAUUACAAUCAGCGGCGUACCUACCAAUAUCAUUGGCGAUGAUUUAGCUGGCUACGAAGCAGAUACUACGCUAAUAACUGGUACUGAGUUCACUGACCCCUACGGUGUUGUUUACACUUCUCCCACUCCUGUAUGGGUUUUCAGUGAGGUGACGUACUACACGGAAGCACCAACCACUACUGGCUCCGGCUAUGCUUGCCCGACUCCUUCUUUCGACGGUGUAGGCGAUGGUUUACAGGUAUACCCUUCAGGAUACUUCCAGGCCGACAACGAUACAUCGUAUUGGCAGAAUAAUACAGGAGAGAUCUUCAAGGCAGGGAUUCCCAUAGGCGUGAAAUACUGGGUGGAAGAUCACAUCCCUCCAAAUAACAGCGAUGACACCUACUCAGAAAUCGGAAAUUGCACAAUGGGAUUUGGUGACGGGAUCCCGACUGCGCAUAUACCUGUCACCGAACUCACUGCUAGCGCCAUUACAACCACUACUAUGACUGGUAACCUCGGAGGUAUUUCGUCAACUGAAGCCUCUUCGGUGCUUCCAGCUUCUAGCACUGGACCAGGAGAAACAAAUUCUUCUCCGGGCUUAGGAUCUGACACCACAACCGGAAAUCCCCCCGGUGGAACCGAGUCUCCUUCUUCAAGUUCUGGGGUCGUCACGUUACGAACAUGGGGACAAAAGCUCUGGCUCAGGAAACUCGGGAUCAGAGACCACAGCGGCAGCGGAGGAGGGUCGAAUAGCGCAUCUGCUGGGAAUGGAAAUGGGGGUGGAUCUGAAAGCACGGCUGCUGGUGCGGGAUCAAAAAGUUCCCAAACCACAGGUGUGGGGGUGGGGUCCGGAGGGAACGGAAUUACCAUCACAUCUCAACCAUCGUCAACAAUAGCCCCCAUCUUCACAGCUAAAGGAGUGACAUUCACGGGAGACUCAGCCACUGGCUUCCUCAUUGGAAGCUUAACUCUUACACCAGGUGGCACCGUUGUUGUCUCUGGCUCGGGGACAGCCUCACUCAUAACAUACGUCCUUCCCACGUCUGGCUCUGCAGUAAUUGUCAACGGAGUUACAGAAGCCUUGUCGAGCAAGACCGUAGCAGCAGCUACUACGACCCCAUUCAUUGUAAUUGGUUCCUCGACCUACAUCGCCAAUUCAGCUUAUGAGUAUGUGAUUGAAAGCCAGACAUUGACGGCUGGGGGUGUUGUGACAGCAAGUGGAGAAACGUUAAGUCUGGCUUCGGGAGGGCAGACAGUGGUGGUUGUCAGUGGUACAAGCACCAAGACGGAAAGUCUGGGUGGCAUCAUCGCAAGUGUGGGAGGAUUCAAGACUGGGACUGCGACACCAAGCUAUAUCACCGCUUCUAAAGGAGGUCUAUCGAAAAUUCUGGAUUUCUGGGUGUUGACCGCUGCAAUAGGCACGGGCUUGGCGGCUGCCUGGCCACUGUAAUGAUUAUGUUUACGAUUAACACGCACAUAGGCGAAGAUGCUUUUGUAUAUAGAGAUUGGAGAUAGAUAAUGUUUGAUGCACCAAUGAAUACGAU